CCUGGCCAAUUAAUCUUGUCCACUUCACUUCACUCCUCAUUUCUCAAGCUCACUUGCAAACAACAUUCACCCUCCCCUAAGCUUGAGCUUCUUUCUCUUCACAAUGUCUUCACGAACACCGCCACCAAAGCCUCCAUUUUUCCUCUCUUUUUUUUUCCUCCUCCUCUCCACCACCGCUAAAACCACCAACACCACUGCCACUACCACCACCACCACUACAAUUGUCUCACCUACUCCCUCCCCUAUCCCCUCUCCCACUCCGCGUUCCACUACUCCUUCUACACACUCCACAUUAGACCCAAAACAAAUCAGAGCACUUCAAUCUCUUGACAUACCCACUUCAAGAGACCCUUGCAUACAGCCUUCCCCUCAUAACUCCACCAUUUGUGACUCUUCUUCCCCUUUCCGUCACCUUGUUUCUCUCCAUCUCUCUAACUGCUCAUCUGAUGUUUCUUUCUCCUACACUGCCUUAAAAUCUCUCUCCACUCUCCAAUCUCUGACUUUUACUAACUGUCCUAUUACUCCUAUUCGCUUCCCUUCAGAUCUUGCCCUUUCUCUCCACUCGUUUACUUGUAUUCACUCUCUUAAACGCCUUACUGGUGUCUGGCUCUCUCAUUUUGUUAAUCUCACCGAUCUCACUGUAAGCAAUGUGCCUAUCAAUGCUAGUGGUCUUUUUGUAGUUCUUGGUAAUAUGCAUAAGCUCACGUCUGUUACUAUCUCAAAUGCUAAUGUCACUGGUUAUAUACCUAAACACCUGCAAUUUAAUCUUACCCUUGUGGAUUUUUCGGGUAAUAAGCUCAAAGGAAGAAUACCCAGUUCAAUUUCAGUUCUUGAAAAUCUUGAAAGUCUCAAUCUUUCCUCUAAUGCUCUUACUGGUGAAAUACCCACUAACAUUGGUGACUUGAUUUCAUUAAAGAAUGUAUCUUUGGGGUCUAAUUCAUUAUCUGGAUCAAUCCCAGAUUCGAUGUCAGCAAUCCCAGGUUUGGUUCAUGUUGAUCUAAGUUCAAACCAGUUCAAUGGGACAAUACCAAGAUUUUUUGCAGAAAUGAAGCAUUUGAAGCACUUGAAUCUUGCAAACAAUGAGUUCCAUGGUGUUUUGCCUUUUAAUCUUACAUUUUUGAAGAGAUUGGAUGUGUUCAAAAUUGGUGGAAAUAGCAAUUUGUGUUAUAAUCAUACAAUUUUGUCAUCAAAAUUGAAGCUUGGUAUUGCCCCUUGUGAUAAGCAUGGAUUGCCAAUGUCACCACCACCUGCUAAAGAUUCAUCAUCAGGAGGAGAUAGUGAGAGCGAUUCAUCAGAUUAUGAUGAUAGUGAAGAUGACAGUUCUAGCAACAAAGGAGAUCACCAUCAUGGACCUAAUAAGGUUGUUCUUGGUGUAGCAAUUGGGCUUUCUUCUAUAAUCUUCCUCAUUAUCUUCCUUAUUCUUCUUUCAAAAAGGUGUGGUUAAUAAUGAGAAGGUAAUGUGUCUUCAUUAAUAGUUUAGAUUAGGGGAAAUUUGGUUACCAGUGAUCAUUUUAUUAUUUGAUUUAUUAUACACUUGAGAUUAUGGAAGAGGGUAGUUGUAGAGUAGAAAGGGGAAAGAAGAAAGAGAAAAGAGAGAGAAGGAAACAUUGUCUUAUUAUCUUGUCAUGCCUUCGAUUUUUUUUUUUCUGCUUUGAUAAAUUGGAUUGAGAAAACAGUGUUUGCUUUUAUUUUCCUCGCGCAUUCGACCGUUUUGUGGUUAAUUAUUGAAUACAGAGGGGAAAGCAGGUUGAUAUUGAUGAUGCUAUAUCAUGAAUUAUGUACUUUUCUUGAGCCACAAAGAUUAUAAUGACACUUGCUAUUUCAAGUCUGUCAUUUUCUUAGAGCUUGUGUUAAAUUAAC
Jatropha curcas is the source of this 1860-nucleotide messenger RNA. RefSeq names its product receptor like protein 51 (gene RLP51). Gene Ontology annotation, molecular function: protein binding. NCBI's taxonomy places the organism in Eukaryota, Viridiplantae, Streptophyta, Magnoliopsida, Malpighiales, Euphorbiaceae. The record is from RefSeq and is a predicted model, not a curated record.